UGAUCUGUCCUUCAGUCACUUCUCUGCUUCACGUCUGCAUCAUGUGUGUGUCAUGUGUGUGCAGCUUCUUUCACCUCCUCUCAGGUGCGUUGCUGAUGUCAUCGUGGUGCGUUCAGGGUCUGCGGGUCGAUGUGUUUCCCAGACAACCUCUGUUCAGACUGGCGGAGCGUUGGCAGCUGGUUUGCUCCGUUCAGGAUUGUCCAACCAUGCCGAGCAUCUCCUGGUCACUGCCCGGGGAUCGACCUCUGACCGCCUCGGUCACCACCAACACCAGCUGCUCGGUGUUGACCUUUGACCCUGUGAUGAUGGAGCAUGAGGGUGCUCUGCUGUGCAAAGUGGACUGUGGAGGAGACAGGAAGCAGAUCCUAACCAAUGUGCACGUUUACUCCCCCCCAUCAGCUCCUCUGAUCCGAGGCCAGGACCACUUGAGACUGGGGGUGGAGUCCACCCUGACCUGUCAGGUGUCUGACCUUUACCCCUCAGAGCUGCUCAACCUCACCUGGUUUAACAGGGACAGAGUUGUGCAGAGUGUGGUCGGAGAGCCCGGGUCCAGCUCGGUCUCCUCCGAGUACAGGUUCACUCCUCAGGACCAGGACUCAGGGGCCAACAUCAGCUGCAGGGCCACGCUGAACCUUCUGAAGCUGCCACCUAAGAUCCGGAUCAGAGAGACCACGAUCUGCCUCAACCUGCUCCAUGCUCCUGUCGUGACGUCGAUCUCGGACUCGUUGUUGGUCAUGGUCAACUCUCCGCUCACUGUCAGUUGUUCAGCGGUGGGAAACCCCGAGCCGGAAAUCACCUGGAGCUUCAGGACGACAGACGGUCGGUCCCUUUUGCGGGGGCGUGGCCAUCAGCUGGUCGUUAAGGCGGUGAGUCUGUUCGAUGCUGGACGCUACGAGUGUGACGCCCGAAACAGUGAGGGAAGCCAGAGCGCCGCGGUGGACGUCACUGUUCAUGCUCCACCCACCAACACCUCCAUAUCCGUGAGUCCCGGUGAGGACGUGGUGGAGGGUCAACAGGUCAACAUUACCUGCCGAUCGGACGGAUCUCCGCCCACCACGCUGGUUUUGACGAGGAAUUGGGCGGAGCUUCAGAGGACUGACCCCGCCUCAUCUUCAUCGCUCUACUUCAGCCUCUCUACAGCCUUAAUGCGAGACUCCGCCCACUACAAGUGUGAAGCGUCCAAUCAGUACGGAGCACAGCAGGUGUCCAGCUCCGUCAGGGUCAAAGCUCACCCUCUGCAGGUGGAGGUGAGUCAUCAGGUGGAGGCUGCAGAGCGAGGUUCACAUCUGCUCGUCACCUGCAGAGCGUCCGGGUGUCUCCACCCCCCAACCCUCACCUGGAAGAGGGCAGAGCAGGACCGUAGCGUCCUCCAGAGGACUCAGCAGCAGGACGGUCUGUCCCCGCUUCACCUGCAGGACCUUGACCUCCAGGAUCAGGGAGGCUACAGCUGUGAGGCCGAGUGUGACACCGUCAUCAGGACCAGAACCAUCCAGGUCCACCUCUACUCGUUUCCAUCUGAUCCGGUUCUGAUCAAUCCUGGUCCCGUCCUGUUGGGUCAGCAGGUCGUCCUUCGCUGUGAUGUCAUUAAUGUGUUUUCAACCAAUCGGCUGAGGAUCCACUGGCUGUUGGGGAAAACUGCUCUGAUGUCAGAGUCCUUUAGGUUCCACGGUUCUUUACAGAACGUCUCCUCUGUUCUUCAUCACCUGGUGGAGGCGGAGCAGCAGCUGGUGACCUGCAGAGCCGAGCUGCUGACUGAAGACAGUGACCUGUGGCGGUCCAGGAGGACGAGUGUCCGUCUGCAAGUCCACUACGCUCCGAGGAGAACCUCCAUCUCUGUGAGUCCCGGGGAGGACGUGGUGGAGGGUCAACAGGUCAACAUCACCUGCAGCUCCGACGGAGCUCCGCCCAGCACGCUGGUGCUGAGGAGAGAUGGGGCGGAGCUUCAGAGAAUUGAUGCUGCCCCCUCGUCCUCGCUCAGCCUGUCUUCUGCCUUGCUGGAAGACUCCGCCUACUACCAGUGUGAAGCGUCCAAUCAGUACGGAGCACAGCUGGUGUCCAGCUCUGUCAGGGUCAAAGUUUCUCCCAGAAACACAACCGUCCUCGUCCUGCCGUCCACCGUCGUUCACGAGGGACAAGACGUCACCGUCUCCUGUCGAACUAUCAGCUUCCCUCCAUCGGCCAUGACUCUGAGGAAACUGACCAAUGGGGUGGAGCUAUUUUCCCUCAACGGCACCUUCCUAUUGGUCAACGUCACGGCCAGAGACUCUGGAUUGUACCAGGUCAACGUGACCAACAACCUUGGAUACCAGGUCAAAGUUUUCAGCAUCAGUGUCAGAGAGAGAAGCCGUGAUCUUCAUCCUCGUCUCAGUGUCGUCAUCGUCACGGUUGUGAUAUUCGCCGCAGCAGCUAUUUCUCUGCUGCUCGACUUCCUGAGGAGAUCCAGGAACAGAGGUUUCUAUUCGCUGAGCCGCUCGGCUCCGCCCUCCGCCUGAGGCUGCAGGCCCCCUGCUGGCUUCAACGUGUCUCUGCAGCACGAAGCCUCUGAUACGUCAAACUGUCUCCUGACGUUAUCACAUGUUCAAAUGUUCCAGUCAGACACAUGUGGCCGUCAUUUCCCAGCAUGCUCAGCAGCUGACACUCUUUUUUACAAUCUAUGAACUUACUCACAGAUACUUCACUUUGUCAACAGUCUACAGCAUGUGUUCACAUGUUCAUGUGUUCAGUGUUCACGUGUUGAGGUGUUGACGUGUAUAGUGUUCAGGUGUUGACGUGUUCACAUGUUCAGUGUUCAUGUGUUCGCGUGUUGACAUGUUGACAUGUUCAUGUGUUCAGUGUUCACGUUUGUGUUCACGUGUGUUCAUGUUUGUAUGAAGUGAAAUGAAAUAAAAAAUAGAUAGAUUUUGAAAAGGUAGUUCACAACUCACAUGUUAAUAUGAACAUAUAACAUGAAUUGUACACGUGUGUUAUAUAUACCAGACUGUGAGAGUCUAAUCCUCUUCAUUUCCAUGACAAUGGACUGAAGAGCCAAUGAGCCUCGUGUUAGAGAGGACCCACCCACCCACACACACACACACACACACACACACACACACACACACACACACACACACACACACACACACACACACACACACACACACACACACACACACACACACACACACACACACACACACACACACACACACGCACACACGCACACACUGAAUUAAUUUGUUCAGCUUGUUUAACUGCUGACACAGUGCCAGGAAAUAGACUGAUCCCGUUGCUCCAGUUUCACAUCAACCUGCUGCAAAAUGUUUCUGUUCAGUUGUGUCUGUUUUUGUUGUACUGCCUGUUUUGUGUUGUGUUUUGUUAUUGUCCCAACAGGUCAACACCUAAUCGAAUAAAAGUUUAUUUGUUUUGCA
Molecule: messenger RNA, 3407 nt
Organism: Platichthys flesus (European flounder)
Lineage: Eukaryota; Metazoa; Chordata; Actinopteri; Pleuronectiformes; Pleuronectidae
Gene: vcam1b
Product: vascular cell adhesion molecule 1b
Exons: 10
Coding region: 42-2492 (816 amino acids)
Biological process (GO): cell-cell adhesion
Cellular component (GO): membrane
Source: RefSeq, a predicted model, not a curated record